AUGAUGGCUCGACUCAAGAUGAACCCUCCACGGCGUCGGGAGUCACAUGAGGCCGACAACAUACUCUCCAGCGAGCCAGUCGGAGCUCACCACACUUGUUCGCCCAACGAGCCUCUAAAAGCAUUUCCCAGGCCAUUCCUCUCAACUUUGCCCCUUCCCACAUCUCAAGUUUCAAGCCUAGUUGAUUCAUCGAUCUUAACCCCUUCCGGGAUCAUUCAGGAAAACAAGCCAAUUGACGUCAUCCGUGGCAGCUACAUUCCCGAUCAAGAUCUGGCCAUCAUCCCAAAGUGGUCCGUCCAGCUUCAACGUCGACCCGACUUUCCUUCCUUUUUCAAAUUAUCAGACUUGGAAAUUGGAGAACCAGACACAAACUCAGCGACUCCUGAAGUCUCAAUGACCGGGCCAACAACCCGGUCCCCAGCUCGGGACGGCUUUCCCGCAGCAUCAACUACUCAAACGGUGCCACAGAAACGCAAGAGAGCCGCUCCAAAGUCAAAGAGCUCUACAACAUCAAAGUUCGUUGAGAAUGAAAACUCGGAAGCAGUUGGGGAUACUGGGGCUUGUGCCUCAUCGGCGGCUCAUAAUGAACCUUCGCAGGAGGCAUCGUCGAAGCUCAAGCUCAUCUUCAGAGGCCCACAACCAGUGACAACCGACCCCAAAGUUAAAUCCACCGAAUCUCAAACUACAUCAUCACUUGCGACAGAUGAAUUCCAGGAUUCUGACAGCCAUUCUCCAAUUUCAUCGCUGGUGGAAGGGGAUUCCGGUAUCUCACUUGCCAAUGCCGAAAAAGAGGGAUCCUUGUCAAAGGAGAAUGGUGUCUAUGGGGUUUCAACAGAGCCUAUAGAGCCUGUUUCCAUGACGGAUACCGUUGAUUUAAAGAAUCUGGUUCUCGAAGAACAGUCUCUCAGCCAGGUUGAUGCUUCGCCUCAUACAGCUUCCACGGCUCAGGAUGAAACGUUGAUCCCCUCAGCUCCUUUGAAAGCUCCUCGCAAUCUAGCGACUGAUCCAGAUACUCUUGUCAAAUCUUUGAUUUCUGUCAAUGGUGUCGAGACUAACGAGGAAUUGCCGGAUGCUCUUGAUACCAACGAAUCGGUCACCGCUCCACAGCCCACAGUCGGUGCACGGGAGACUCUCGCUUUCAUUGAACUUCCACACAAUCUGGGAUUCUUGCCUGCGUCCACUAGUAGUGCCAGCUCUACUGUACCCGCAGGUAGUCUUGCCAAAGAGACUCAGUCUCAACCUCUCCGUGAGACCAAUGUCACCGACCCGAUUAUGGAUGGCAAGCCUGUGGCUGAUACCGCCAUCCCGACAAACCUAGCAGCUCAGGAAGUAGAUGGAGUGAAAAAGCCAGCCAAGAAAACCAGCUACGGCUUGACUCCUGGUCGAACUCCCUACCCGAAUUGGAAAGCCCCGUCUGUUGAAGCGUGCCGUAUAGUCAAUGACCUACUAACACAGGUCCAUGGGGAAGUCAUUGCCCCCAAGACCAUUCCUGAGCCUUCACUCACUGUAACUGGCUGCGGUGAGGUUCCAUCGGUACUGGAUGCUUUGAUCCGCACUCUCCUCAGUGGUGCCACGACUGGACGCAAUUCUGCCAGGGCCUUCGAUGGGCUUGUGCAGCGGUUUGGGACACUUACCGAGGGGAUUGGCAAGGGGAGUGUGAACUGGGAUGCCGUUCGGCAAGCGCCAUUGCGCGAUGUCUUCAAAGCUAUCGAACGCGGUGGCUUGGCAGACAUCAAAAGCAAGAACUUGAAGGCUCUCCUGGAUCAAGUCUACGAAGAGAAUCAAGAGCGCAAGGAGCGCCAUCACGCCGAGGACUCUGACACAGAGAAGGCAGGCAUGUCCUCCGACAAAACCAAAGAAGCCGAUGAGGCCAAGGAGUACGAUAUCGCCAGUGCCAAUGAUCAUUUCCUCAAUCUUCAAUACGUGCACAAGUACAGCAAAAACAAAGCUUUGAAGGCUCUGAUCAGGUAUCCCGGCAUUGGACCCAAGACGGCAGCCUGCGUGCUUCUCUUCUGUCUGCAGCGCCCUUGCUUCGCCGUCGAUACACACAUCUUCCGUAUCUGCAAGUGGCUUGGCUGGGUGCCAGAGAAGGCUAAUGAAGUCACGGCCUUCAGCCAUCUGGAUUUCAAGAUUCCUGAUGAGCUGAAGUACUCCCUCCAUCAGUUGUUCAUCAAGCAUGGCAAGGAAUGUCCACGCUGUCGUGCAAUCACCAGUCCAACAAGCGCAGACUGGGAGAAAGGGUGUGUCAUCGAGGAGCUGGUCAAGCGAACAGGAAGGAAGAAAGUAGGUCCUUCUCGCCCGCAUGCGCAAGCUGGGCCUGCAAAGCGGAUAUCAAAGACGACGAAGAAAACUGUCAAGCGGACCGCCAAGAGGAAGCGUACCACGGCCAAGUCUGACAAGAAGGCGGCAAAGAUCACUCGUGCGACAAAGCAGUCUGCAGACAAACAGCCGGACUCUCAGCAAGCCCCACUCGCUGAAGUUGCGGAACAAUUGGGAGAGACCCAGCCUCCUCUUGACCAAUCUCAGGCGUCAGCACAUUCGGAAACAUUGAAGCGCAAGCGUGGCGACUCGGAUGCCAACGUUCCCCUCAGAAAGCAGCCAAGUCGCACCAGCAAGAAGCCUUAUCCGGCUACCGAUCCAAAGGCGAAAACUACACGAACGGUGGAGAAGCCAGCUUCUAAGAAACCUGCUCCUAAAAAGUCCGGCACUCGGAAAACAGCCAAGAAGUCACAGCCUGCUGCCGCCGUUGGAACUCGUACGUCGCCACGGUUGAAGUUGAUUCUCAAGCAGAAAAGUGGGGAGACAUCUUGA
Penicillium brasilianum is the source of this 2811-nucleotide messenger RNA. NCBI's taxonomy places the organism in Eukaryota, Fungi, Ascomycota, Eurotiomycetes, Eurotiales, Aspergillaceae. The record is from the annotation of a GenBank genome assembly.